AACAUAAACAGAUGGAUUUCCUGAAUCUCAUUCUGAUCAUAAUACCAACAAUCCUACUGCUAUUCCUCAUCGUUAUAUCAUAUCUUCUAAUAAAAGUCUUCAUCGGAAAAUCAAUCAGAAAUCCUAAAUACCCUCCUGUAAUCGGUACAGUAUUCCAUCAACUCCUUUACUUCAAGAAUCUAUAUGAUCGUCAAACAGAGGAUGCCCGGAAGUAUGCUACUUUCAGACUGUUAUCUCCUGGCGAGAGUGAAUUAUACACAAUCGAUCCAAGAAACGUCCAACACAUACUCAAAACCAACUUCGCUAAUUACUCCAAAGGCCAGUACAAUCAAGUGAUAACCAAGGAUUUAUUUGGAGAAGGUAUCUUUGCAGUUGAUGGAGAUAAGUGGCGCCAACAGAGGAAGCUUGCCAGCUUUGAAUUCUCCACCAGAGUUCUUCGAGAUUUCAGCUGCGAGGUUUUCAGAAGAAAUGGUUCUAAACUGGUUGCAAUUCUUGAUCGGCUCUCUGUGGAAAACAAGCUAUUUGAUAUGCAGGAUCUGCUGAUGAGAAGCACAUUGGAUUCGAUAUUUAAAGUGGGAUUUGGUGUAGAGUUGAAUUGUAUGGAGGGAACAAGCAAAGAAGGGAGUACAUUCAUGAAAGCGUUUGAUGAUGUUAAUGAAUUAACUUAUUGGCGUUAUGUUGAUCCAUUUUGGAAGCUUAAAAGGUUCUUCAACAUUUCCUCAGAAGCAUCCCUCAAGAGAAAUGUCAAAGUCAUCAAUGAUUUUGUGAACAAUCUCAUCACUACAAAGAGGAAACAUCAACAAAAUGAUAAUCUAGCAGUUAAAGAGGAUAUACUAUCAAGAUUUCUGGAUGCUGGCAAGAAGGAACCUGAAGAGAUGAAUGAUCGAUACUUAAGAGACAUAAUUCUCAACUUCAUGAUUGCUGGCAAGGAUACAUCAGCAAAUACUCUGUCAUGGUUCUUCUACCUGUUAUGCAAGAAUCCACAAAUACAAGACAAAAUCGAAAAAGAGAUCAAAGAAAUAGUCGGUUGGGAAGGCAAAGUAGAUGAAUUUAUGGAACGGGUAACAGAAGAAGCGCUUCAGAAAACACAUUACCUUCACGCGACACUAACCGAGACACUGAGGCUUUACCCUGCUGUUCCUGUGGAUGGGAGGUGUGCUGACAAUGAUGAUAUUCUUCCUGAUGGAUAUGAAGUGAGAAAAGGUGAUGGAGUUUACUACAUGGCUUAUGCAAUGGGCAGGAUGGAAAGCAUUUGGGGAGAAGAUGCCACAGAGUUUAGACCCGAGAGAUGGAUUCGAGAUGGUGUUUUUCAACCCGAAUCACCGUUCAAGUUCAUCGCUUUUCAUGCGGGUCCAAGGAUCUGUUUAGGGAAGGAUUUUGCGUAUAGGCAGAUGAAAAUAGUUUCUAUGCCUCUCAUUCGGUUUUUCAAGUUUAAGUUGGCAGACGAAGAGAAGAAGGUGACUUAUAAAACUAUGUUUACACUUCAUAUUGACGGUGGUCUUCCCCUUUAUGCCACUUCGAGAGACAUGUCUACAUAAAUACUCUUUUACCAUUUUCGAUAUGUUCAUACUAUAUUACUACGUUGUGUGUGUAUAUAUAGUAGAGUGUACACGUGAAUGACAACAAAGUAUAAAAGUGUCUGUAUUUUUAUUGUA
Molecule: messenger RNA, 1655 nt
Organism: Impatiens glandulifera
Lineage: Eukaryota; Viridiplantae; Streptophyta; Magnoliopsida; Ericales; Balsaminaceae
Product: cytochrome P450 704C1-like
Exons: 5
Coding region: 12-1538 (508 amino acids)
Molecular function (GO): monooxygenase activity; heme binding; oxidoreductase activity, acting on paired donors, with incorporation or reduction of molecular oxygen
Source: RefSeq, a predicted model, not a curated record